CACAGCCCAAUUCUACCGUGGACCUUGUGGAUAAGUGGUUUUCGGUGCACCACUUUGAUGAAUCGUUUGAUUCAUCUCAUCUCACAGUGAAUCUUCUUCUCCCAUUCCCAUAAGAAGUGCUGGUGUGAGCCUGUUGUCGUGGCCGGUGCCGCCGCCGCCGUAUCGAAACCUUAAUUUCAACAACACCAAUACUCUCUCAUAUGGCAAUCCGAAACAUCAGCAGCAACAAUCUCAGGUUCUUCUCAAUUCCUCAUUCUGCUUGUUCUACCUUUCUUUUCUCUCACUUCUUCUCAAACACCACACCCUUUUUUUCACCUCCCCACUUGUCAAGUUCUUUGCUUUUCUCAACCCCCAAACACCCUUUUGCGUCUUCUUCCACUUUUCGCUCUAAUAUUCAUAAUGGUCACGCACACUUUCAUACCCGUAUGUCUUUUUGUACGUAUACUCCUUACUGGGGUAGACCCCAUGCUACUUCAGAGCAAUUUUAUCAGAUCAUUGCAUUGAUUCGUGAGGAUGUGGAUGAAUUGGGGUCCAAGUUGAAUAGUAUGAACGUGUCUUUGUCUGAUGCAUCAGUUGUUGACAUUUUUCAGAUAUUAGCAAGUGAGAAAGUGUCAGCAUUGCAGUUCUUUGAUUUUCUUAAAGGUUCUGAUCCUGAACUUUGUUGUGAUCCUGAUAUAGGUAGCUUGUUUAUUAAUAACUGUGGGUUGUUGGGGAAUUAUGAGGCAAUGGUUCCCGUUUUGAGUGGAUUUAGCCAUAGAAGAGUUUUUUUGGGAAUGAAGGCCUUUGGGUUUUUGCUUGAUUUAGGUUUGGACAAGGCUUCUAGUAUGGAGUGUGUGAGGAAAGUUAUGGCUGUGUUCAAUAAGGUUGGUGGGAUGUAUCAAAGUUGUGGUGUUCAGUUGUUGAUAGAGAUGUUUGGUCUUUCGGGUUCUUUUGAGAUAGCCGAGUUUGUGAUAAGAACGGCUGGGAGGAAGGUGAAGCAUUAUCAUGUCUUAAUGAGGAUAUUGUGCAAAAGUGGUGAUUGUAAAAGAGUUAGUGAUUUGGUUAAGGAGAUGAAGAGAAGUGGUUGUGAUAUGGAUGUAAGUACUUAUAAUUUGUUACUCAGUUGUCUAUGCAAGAAUGGUAAAAUUGAUGAAGCAUGGCAAUUGCUUGAAGCUAUGGAGAAAAACUAUGGUUUAACCAAUGCACAUAGCUUUGAUAUUCUCAUUAACUUUUUGUGUAAGCGCCGCCAGUUUGAUUCGGUUUUGAAGCUUCUUGAUAAAAUGUUUUUGAAGGGUAUUGAACCUAGUAUUUUAACUCAUGCGGCGAUAAUAAAGUCUUAUUUUGAAUCAGGAAAGUAUGAGGAAGCACAUGAGUAUGUGAUUGGUUCUGCUAAUAGGCUAAGCUAUUCCAGCAAUGCAAACUACGGCUUGCUUGCUACCCUUCAGUUGAAGAAUGGAAAUGUGCUGCUUGCCUGUAAGGUUCUUUCUGAGAUGAUGGACAAGGGUCUGAAACCUAAUUUUUCAGUGUACAAAAAGAUUAGGAAACAUCUGGAGAAGAAGGAUGAGAAAGAUUUGUCUUUGGAAUUAUUAAGAAGAUACUCGAGUUUGGUUGAAAAAUAAAGAAAGGUGCUAGAUUUUGUGCAAAAUGCUGUGAUGUUAUUCAGUGUUUGCUAAAUAGUCUCGCUUCCUACUGAUCGGUUCAGCAAAUGAUAUUUACUUCAAAUUUAUUCAUGAAUGCACUAUCCCACUUCAGGUAAUGGUUGCCACUACUGAGAAAAAAUUAUAUUGUGAUGAUCUUUAUGUUUUAAUGAUGACAAAAACUGACCUGGUUUGGUCAUGCAAGAAGAAUAGUAGAGGCUCCUCAGAUGAAUGAAGUGGAUGGAAUCAAAUGAAAGAUGGCUAAAAUGGAUAAAGGAAAACCAAAAAAAAAAAAAAACGAUGGAAAAAGCCCGCUAAAAAAGACCUUUGAAUUAUUUAAUUGAAAAUGAAGCCCCACGGAGUCCAUUGAAGUAAGCUUGGUUGUUGCUGUUAAGUGGGGAAAAGUGUAUGUCAACAAGGGCUAUGGAUCCCCCUCACUAUCCAAAACAACAAUUUUUCAUGCUAUUCUUUCUUUUUUUUAUAAUAGCAGAAAUAGUUAAGUUUGGCUCCCUUAAACAAAGUGUUAUCUGUUCCCGUUGGCCCCCUGAUGCAAACCUAUUUAGCUCUGCCCUUGGUUGUUGUUAUCUUCUUGAUAUUUUAGUGGUUUAUUGUCUUUUUUACAUUUAUUUCAAGUUUCCAACUUACCAAAAUAACAGUAAUAAUAAAAGGUGAAAACAAAAAUGAGAGUUUGAUAGCAAACCCAAUUUGUUGUGGCAGAAGUGAACUAGUCAAUAGGAAUUAUACAUCUAAUCCAUUGCAUCUCUCUAUCUUAUUUUUCUCCUUCUUUCUCUCUUUUACUAUUAUGCUUUUUGGUAACUUCACUUUCUGUCUUCCAAAUAUUGUAUGCUUUCUUUUGUAUAUUUUUUACUGUAAUGCUGAACCAGAUAGUUUGUUAUACUUGCCAGUUAUAGCAGAGUCCUUUGGGCUCAAAAUAUAGUAUUGUAUUGUAUUAUUUGAUCAGAACAUUUAAUGCUAUGAUUUAGGAGAAGGGGUGAGACUGAGAGAUGAUAACCAACACUGUAUAAGGCUAUAAGCAACUUGCUUUAGAAAUGAACCGUAUAUUUAAACAUUCACUCUUACACACUUCCAUAAUUUGGGUAUGAUCCUCAUGCUGCAACUCAAGCUUAUGGUGUAGGCUUUUCCCCACAAUCCCUCACGAUUUGGUAUCCCCAGGUCAUGGUGCCUACAAAGUUGGCCGCCAUAAGCUUGUUAUGGGUGUUCCUAUUUUUUCUAGCAUUCUGUUUGCAACGUAUUGCUCGAUUUAAAUCUUAAUUAUUUUGGUAACAAUUUAAAUAACUGAUUUUGCUAGAAUUUGAUUUGUUACACAGUUUUUCUUU
Molecule: messenger RNA, 2953 nt
Organism: Glycine soja
Lineage: Eukaryota; Viridiplantae; Streptophyta; Magnoliopsida; Fabales; Fabaceae
Product: pentatricopeptide repeat-containing protein At1g09900-like
Exons: 2
Coding region: 201-1598 (465 amino acids)
Molecular function (GO): protein binding
Source: RefSeq, a predicted model, not a curated record